Molecule: messenger RNA, 3475 nt
Organism: Rattus norvegicus (Norway rat)
Lineage: Eukaryota; Metazoa; Chordata; Mammalia; Rodentia; Muridae
Gene: Ppp1r3f
Product: protein phosphatase 1 regulatory subunit 3F
Exons: 4
Coding region: 67-2472 (801 amino acids)
Source: RefSeq, marked inferred
GCCCCCGCCGGUCCCACCGCCGGUGCCGUCGGUGCCGCCGCCGCCGCCGCCGCCGCCGCCGCCGAUAUGGCGCGCACGGCCCCUGUGGAGCCACCGCUGCGGCAUCCCGCGCCCCCGUCGCCGGUUGCGGGAGAGCCCCGCGCCUCAACUGAGGCGGCGGUGGCCCCGCGGAGGGUGCUGUUCGCUGACGAGGCCCUGGGGCUGCCUCUGGCGCAGCUACGCCGCUACCGGCCGUGGGGCGGGCCCGGGGCGGGCAAGAUGGCGGCGGCGACCGGGCAAGAUGGCGGCGGUGGCGGGGCUGAUGAGGAUGAUGAUGGCGAGGAUGGGGAUGAAGGGGAGGAGGAAGAGGAGGCUUUUCCCGAUCCCUCUCCGCUGUGCCCCGUUCCCGCUGGCGGGGGGUUUUAUCUGGUGCCCACAUUUUCGUUGCCGCCCGCGCCGGGCCGUCUGGAGCGGUUGGGGCGCGUGAUGGUGGAGUUGGAGGCGCUGCUGCCGCCUCCUGGAGCGGUUCCCGGGGGUUCCGGGGUGUGGGUGCCUGGGGGGCGCCCGCCAGUAGUGCGCGGGUUGGUGCGCGUGCUGAACCGCUCCUUCGAGAAGGCGGUGCACGUGCGGGCCUCACACGACGGCUGGGCUACCUUCUGCGACCACCCAGCGCGCUAUGUCCCACGCAGCCCGCCUGGGGCAGGAGUGGGAGGAACAGGAGCAGGAGAUCCCCUCCUGGAUCCGGGUCUAGGCCUGGGCCCUGGCCAGGUGUCUGCCUCCUCACCCGACGACGGUGGCCGCACUGACCGCUUUGCCUUCCAGCUGCCCUUUGCUGAGGGUGCGGGCGAUGGGGCGCGCCUUGACUUCGUGGUGCGCUAUGAGACCCCCGAGGGCACUUUCUGGGCCAACAACCAUGGCCGCAACUACACUGUCCUGCUCCGGAUCGCACCCGCUCCCACACCCACUGAUGCUGAAGGGCUGCCCCAGCAGCAGCAGCUGCAGCAGCUGGAGCCACAGCCUGAGUGCCAGGGUCCUGUGGAGGCUGAGGCCAGGCAGCUGAAGAGCUGCAUGAAGCCGGUGAGGCGCAGGCCUUUUGAGGAAGAGCCGAGGAUGAGGAACAGUGAUGAUAAUACCCUAGCAGAACAUUCUGAUGUUCGAGAGUCACUGGGUCCCCUGUUGGCCCCUACCCCUCUCCGUCCAUGGCCCCAGAUGACACUUCAGGUGUCCGAAGUUCCAUUGACCAGAAACCCUCAAGAAGAAGGUGACAUCCCCAGAAGAAACCCACCUGUGGCUUUUACAGAGGUUCUCCAGGCACCAGCCAUCAGGAUUCUCCCAUCCACCCGUGGCCUGGGUGGCCCCGCCAAGGACCAGGCCUCAGGGCCCGAUGCAAGUGAUAGAGCUGCUGGCCCCUUCCUGGAACCCAUUCAGCAGCAGGUGGAGGCUUCGUGGGAAAGUGGAGGCUGUCGAAAGGCCCCCAUGGUAGGGGCUAUGACAGAUGAGCCCGCCAGGGGUCUGGAGAUUGUGAGUGGGUUGGAUGAGUUGCUUGGUGAAGACACCAUUGACCAGGAAUUGGAGCAGCUCUACCUGUCUCACCUGAGCCGCUUGCGAGCUGUGGCAGCAGCAGGUGGCGGGGAGGGCUGUCCAGAUGGCGGCUCUUCCCCCAGCCAUCCUCUGGGCAUACUAACGGACCGUGACCUGAUCUUGAAGUGGCCUGGCCCCGAGAGGGCCCUGAACAGUGCUCUGGCUGAGGAGAUCACGCUGCACUAUGCGCGCCUUGGGUGCGGUGUGGAGCUCAUCAAGGACACUGAAGACCCAGACGACGAGGGGGAGGGUGAAGAGGGGCUCUCUAUCACUCCUUCUAGCCCUGAAGGGGACAGCCCUAAGGAAUCACCUCCAGAAAUCCUCUCUGGAGCCCGCUCUGUGAUAGCUACUAUGGGAGAUGUGUGGCUUCCAUGGGCUGAGCGCUCUAGAUGUGACAGCCCAGGGGUUCUGGGAACACAGGGUCAGUUCACUGAGAAUGCAGAGAAAGGGAUGGGCAAGGGUACCAACCCUUUGCACAUGAAUAGGGUAAUAGUUGGGGCGACCAGGUCCCCCGGGGAGGCUGGAACAGAAAGCCAGAUGGAGGUUCCUACUGAGCAGGAAAGCGGCCUGAUAGCUAUGUCUGAGAAGGAGCUGCCUGUACCAGUUCAGCAAGAGCAGAGGCCUGCCCUCCUUGACCCCACAGGGACUGAAGUCGCUCUGUCUAGUGUAGCCAACCCUCCUGUGAACUCCCAGGAUGAAGAGGGCGGAAGCCUGAGUCUUGAGUCCCCAAAGAGGGCUCCCAUGCCAGCAGCCCCUGUAGAAUGUGCGUGUGGGUUGGCUCCUCAGCUCCGGGGGCCCUUGAUCCAAACUUUGGGCGUUCUGGCUGGGCUAGUCAUGGUCCCUGUGGCUUUGAACAGUGGUUUGUCCCUUCUGGUGCUUGUGCUGUGCCUCUUUCUGGCCUGGUUCUCGUAGGGGCUACCUGUAGGAUCAGCACAUUUCCUCCUCUCUGGGACCUGGAGAUUUACGUCCCUCUGUCACCCCAGAGUGCUGAGCCUGUGUAGUGAGGGACUUUGACUUUGAGAGUGCUUGACUGGAGAGAGGCCUUCCCAUCUCUGAGCUCUCCAGUCAGCAGCAGGCUUCUUGCAGUAGUACUUGUGGAGUGGAACACAAUGGUGGACGGUGUGAGAUACUUUAGAACGAAGCCAGGCAUGCCCCCACCUACCCGCCCGACCCCAAGCCUGUAUUUAUUUUUGUAUAAUUCUCUGGACGAGGGAGAGUGGUCAUGAGCUGGUCUUGGGGCACAAUUACCCAGAGAUAUAUUUAUUAACAGCCAACCUGUGCAACCUGCUGGAGCUUUAUUUUUAAUUUAAUUUAUAUAGAGUACAUAUUAUUAUAUGCCACAAUAGAGCUCUAUGAGAAAUGAUGUGUCUUGCUGUGCUGGUCUCCUGUUUGGGCCUGAGUGUAUAGGGUGGUCACAAUCUGGGGAAUGGCCGUGGUCCGUUGUGGGAGAGGAGAUGACCAUGGCCAUGCCUACUGCUGCCUCCUCAAUGUGUCCUUGAGGAUCUGUAUCUCUUUGCCUUGUGCUCCUAAUAUAUGUGGUCCUUUGGUCGUGCAUAUUUUGUCUGUGGGAGCCUGUGUCUGUGUAUAUGGGUGGUUUUAGGGGGAGCCAAGAAGAGUACUGGCUCUAGUCAUGUGGCUGCAGUGGUGGCUGUGGUCAGCUGUACAUAUGGAGAUAUGGACUAGCCACAAGGUUUUAAGGUGACUGCAAAAGCAACUUUUGACACCAGCAGGGAGACCCCUCAAACCCCCAAAUGGGGAAGGCCCCAGAAAGGAAUUAAUGUACUGUGAAAACUUUGUAUCAGACUUGUUGUCCACAGACAAUGCAUUUCUACUCCAAACAGGGAACCCAGAAGCUUUAAAAGAAAGGUUAGAUACAUUUAUUGCAUGCAAAUAAAAGUUCUUGGUAUAGCAAAAA